AGCUUGAUACCGAGGAAGGCAAAGCAGCGAGGGAUCUUGUAGCGACACCACCCAGAGUCAAAGACUGUCCGCUCGUUCUUAAUUUUGUGAGUCAGUGAAGUCCAGAUGCAUGAGUCUCGGUCAGAACCAGCAGGCCACACCACACAAACAAGUCAGGCAGAGAGCAGAAACCCUACUGAGAAUGAGAGUCGACUGAAGAGUAGCCAGACUCCUCCUGCAGAGGCACCCAGGGUUCCAGUGUCACUGCCUGUGAUGACCCCACCAGCAGAGGCUCCGCAGCAGAUGCAGCAGACGCCGCAGCAGCAGCAGGUUCUCAGUCCUCAGCAGAUCCAAGCGCUGCUCCAGCAGCAGAAGGCACUCAUGUUACACCAGCAACAGAUUCAAGAGGUCUUUAAGAAUCAGCAAGAACAGAUCAACAUGCAGCUGCUGCAACAGAAGAAUGCUGGGAUGGUUAGUCAAGAGCUGACAGCCCAGCAGAUCGCCAUUCAGCAGCAGCUCCUUCAGGUGCAGCAGCAACAUCUGCUCAACCUGCAGAGGCAAGGCCUGCUGUCUGUGCUUCCUACCAGCCCCACCGUAGCUCCAGGCUGUGAGAAUGGCAGCGUCCUCUCGUCUGGAGACAGCAGAGAGUCUUCCAGUCAGUCCGCCACCAACGGUCACCACACUCUUUUGAAGAGAAAAGAAAGUGGCUCGCUGGAUGAAAACUCACAGAACAGCCAUCCUCUGUAUGGAAACGGCAUGUGUAAAUGGCCCGGCUGUGAGACGGUUUUUGGAGACUUUCAGGCAUUCCUCAAACAUUUGAACAGUGACCAUACACUUGAUGACAAGAGUACAGCACAGUGCCGCGUACAGAUGCAAGUUGUUCAGCAGCUGGAACUGCAGCUGAAGAAAGACAAAGAGCGUCUGCAAGCCAUGAUGGCCCAUCUGAAGUCCUCUGAACCCAAACCUGCAGUACAGCCUGUGAACCUGGCAUCCAAUUUAACUUUCUCCCCUGGAACACUGGCUAAAGGCCCUCCCCCGAUGAGCCUUUCCCAGAGUGCCACAGCACCGUCCACACCCUUGACCCCACUCUCCGAGUCCCCCUCAGUCCUCACUCCCAAUAGCAUGUUCACUGGAACCCCCGUACGGAGACGAUACAGCCGCUCUGUGAGCCAAGAUAUAAUUGAUAAUAAGGAGUUCUACUUGAGCACAGAAGUUAGACCUCCUUUCACGUAUGCAUCUCUCAUAAGACAGGCUAUUUUUGAAUCUCCUCGCAAUCAGCUGACGUUAAACGAAAUCUACAACUGGUUCACUAGAAACUUUGCAUAUUUUAGGCGCAAUGCAGCUACAUGGAAGAACGCCGUCAGACACAAUCUGAGUCUGCACAAAUGUUUCGUGCGUCUGGAGAACGUGAAAGGAGCCGUGUGGACCGUAGACGAGAUCGAGUUUCACAGACGGCGGCCGCAGAAAGCUGCCGGGAACGGAUCUCUGCUGAAAAACUCUCAGAACCGCCAGAGCUUAGCUGGCUCUGCUCUGCAGAGUAUUGGUCUGGACUCUGUGUUCAACCCAGCCUCGAUGGGCAGCAUCCCCCUGCACUCCCUGCCUCACAUUCUGCAGGAGCAGAUGAACGGAGCUCUGGCUAACGGGUCUGGAUACCAAAGUGACAGCAGUGCAACACAGUCCCCCCCUCAAGCUUUUAUCAAAGAGGAGCAGGAGGACGAGGAGAUUGGUGAAAACUAUCCCUACGAGUCUCCAGAGAGCACAGAUGAGCACGGCCACAGUCCGGAGAUGAUCCCAGACGACUUCAGCAGCAGCCCGGAGCGGUGCAACCUUCAUCUGGACCGCGUGCCUUCUCUCUGACGACGAGGUCCGA
Nematolebias whitei (Rio pearlfish) is the source of this 1849-nucleotide messenger RNA. Its product is annotated as forkhead box protein P1-B. The coding region runs from base 106 to 1836 and encodes 576 amino acids. The record is from RefSeq and is a predicted model, not a curated record. NCBI's taxonomy places the organism in Eukaryota, Metazoa, Chordata, Actinopteri, Cyprinodontiformes, Rivulidae. Gene Ontology annotation, molecular function: DNA-binding transcription repressor activity, RNA polymerase II-specific; RNA polymerase II cis-regulatory region sequence-specific DNA binding. Gene Ontology annotation, biological process: regulation of transcription by RNA polymerase II. Gene Ontology annotation, cellular component: nucleus. The transcript has 16 exons.